This is a messenger RNA of Perca fluviatilis (European perch), 1188 nucleotides long. Its product is annotated as mesenteric estrogen-dependent adipogenesis protein-like. The transcript has 5 exons. The record is from RefSeq and is a predicted model, not a curated record. The coding region runs from base 74 to 712 and encodes 212 amino acids. NCBI's taxonomy places the organism in Eukaryota, Metazoa, Chordata, Actinopteri, Perciformes, Percidae.
UAAAACUGCAGGCUUGAGGCGGGCAACGUAAACAGCAGCAGCAGGAGGACGUGCAGGACAAAAGUGUGACACCAUGACGAUAAACGAAGUGUCCCACAGCUGGAUGGAAGUGACAGAAGUGGAAGAGUUCCUGAGAGAACCUCCGGCCGGUUUCUCCGUGGAGGUUCUCUGCUCGGGUUACCGAGUGCACAGCGAGCCGGAGAAGAGCCUGGUGCUCGUCGAUGACUUCGACUCCUGCAAAGGGAAAAUAGUUUUCCAGAAGUCGUUGGGAAGGAAAGUUAAAAUGCACAAUUUAUGGGAGUACACCAGCAUGAGAAAUAGUCUGCUGACCAAGAGGAUCUAUCUACUGAUGUCUGCCUGCGAAGACAACUUUUCAGUGACCGGCAAAAAGGCAGCCAAUGAAGCUAGAGUGCUGAAGCAGUUUGUGGUGUCCAUAGACAGCAACAAUCCUUUCAUCAAGUGGCAGAUGGAGAGAGGCCUGGACUGGACCAUCUCCUCUGUUGCUGGGGAAAGCUACAGGGUGGAUAUUGACUUGACUGAACUACUGGAGAGCUGGGCAGCAAAAAACAUCCACAUCAUAACUGACAAACUCAAAGUCAAACCUGUGUGGAGAGAUGCCUCCUUCACCCUCAAAUACUACUCUGAUGCUCUCUUUGACUUCCCACACUGGUUUGGGUUCAGCAAAAGAAAAUUUAACUUGAGACUGACAUGAGCCAGCAGUGGAUGGAGAGCAAGAAAAAGAAAUGAGUUUAUCCACUGAGUUUUUGAUGGAGUCUGGGUCUGCAUUCUCAAGAAAGUUUCUUGAUCAACAGACAAAUGGUUGUAACCUGCCAGGUGAAUGGCCAGCCUACUUCUUGGACCUGCAGGAUCUACCUUUAUAUAAUGGCUUUUUUGUCUACAUACUUCUUCUGUUCAGUGAGUGGAAACCACAGACAAGCACUGACAAGGACAUUCUGAAUGCCAUGAAGAUUAUUCAGGCAUAUUUUGUCUAGAAUUUUUCAGGUGUUUUAAUUGUGCUAGUAAACAGGCUUUUGGACUCACUUGUUUCAUGAGGGGUUGAAGGGGUAACAUCUGUGUUACUGCAGAAUGAAAGGUUUGUAGAAUUUUGUACUAAAGAAUCAGCAUUUGUUUAUGAGAGGUUUUUUAUUUUUUACCAAACACAAUAAAUUCUCUUUUACAAAAACAUGA